Molecule: messenger RNA, 9755 nt
Organism: Schistocerca cancellata (South American locust)
Lineage: Eukaryota; Metazoa; Arthropoda; Insecta; Orthoptera; Acrididae
Product: homeotic protein female sterile-like
Exons: 7
Coding region: 521-3313 (930 amino acids)
Source: RefSeq, a predicted model, not a curated record
UGUUUUGUCGACAUUAUUGUAUACGUUACUUCGGAACGUCCGAGAAGUUAUUAGUAGAAGUUGCUCUUGUGUGGAUACAUUUAGGCCGUAAAUAGUCGUGUUUCCUUUAAUUCAGAUACGCGCGUAUAUUUAUUUUACUUCGCAGGAAACAUAAAAUUACGUCAUGGCAACGUACAAUUAGCGUCUAACGACAGUCCGUUGUUGUAGCAAAGCCUUUCGGGAGCGGUGAGACGCCAUCUAAAGUUGUUGCCAGAGAGCAAAAAUUGUGACAUAAUGGCGCAACUUUUAGCGAUAGACGGCAGCAGAGUGGCGUUCUUUAUGAUUUAAAUCAAUAAGUGUAUUUGUGAUUGUACUAAGUGUUUCAUCGAACUCAGUUUUCUGUGUUGUAUUUUCGGUGAAGUUUUCUCUAAACGGAAAGGCAAUAUUGUAGCAUCUCCAGAAGAGGGUAGUGGGACAUUUCCCAACCGACUCGAUUGGCGUAAACAAAACGAAUAUACCAGUCAUCUUUGUGAACAUUAAAAUGAGUGCCCCUGCUGUGAAACAGUCACUCCCAGCUUCUGGAACUCCAACUAAAGUUGGCCCAGGUGCACCUGCUUCUGGGGCUGCAAAUAACUCUCAGUCAGCAGGUGUACCAAAACUGUCAGCUGUGAGCCCAGCUAAGCCACCAGCAUCAGGAAAUGCUAAUCACAAUGUAUCAAAUAUGCCUCUUAGUUUAGUUCAGGAACACAAAAAUGGAAGCGGUCAGAACCAGACCGUGUCUGGGCCAGCAAGAGGAUCUGACAAGAACAGAGAUCUUGCACCUUCAAGUGCUCUGAAACCUACAUCAAAUGGUGUGGAAGGAUCCCCAACUAAGCCCCAACACGGUUUAACAAAUUCAGGAAAUGAUAAGAAGUCAGAUGAAUCACAAGCAGUUGCAAAUCAUUCAGCUGAUUCAAGUGUCACAUUACCUACAUCCCAGACAACACAACAAUCAGUUCUGCCAACACAGCAGGGAACACAGUUACAGUCUCAGUUGCAGUUACAACAACUGCAGAUGCAGCAGCUGUUACCACAGCAACAGAUGAUGUCACAACAGCAAAUUGUACCCCAACAGCAACAGUCACUGAUGCAACAGCAGAUGUUGCCACAGCAACAACAGCAGCAACAAUCACAGUUUAUGACACAACAUGGGAUGCCAAGACCAUCCCAACAAAUACUACCACAACAGCAAAUGAUCGCACAACAACAUAUGAUUGCACAGCAGAAGCAACAGAUGCUAGGGCAACAGGGAAUCGGUCAACUCGUAAUACCCCAACAACAAAUGCAGACACAACAGAUGAUACAAGCACAGCAACACCUGCAAGCCCAACAGCAUCUACAAGCACAGCAGCAACAGAUGCAAGCACAGCAAUUACAACAGCUGCAGGCUCAACAGCACAUGCAAGCUCAGCAUGUUCCAGGGCAGCAACAGAUACAGAAUCAAGCACACAUGCAAGUGCAGCAACAGCAGCAUCUCCAACCUCCACAUAUUCAGACACAGCAGCAGAUGCAACAUAUGCAAACACAGCAGCAAGCACAACCUCAGUUACAAGUGACACCACAAUCUGUACAGCAGCAGGUUCAGCCAUCUCAGCAACAAAAUUCAACAAUAUCACCUUCAGUGCAACAAGCCCAAGCACAACACGGGAAAGGGCAACAGCCGUUGCAAGAGCAGCAGCCACAACAACAGAACCAAGGAGAGAAACAGCCAUCUACGGUGCAGGAUAACCAGGAAACGCAGACACAACCAAACUCUGGACCGGAGGGCCAAGAAGUGUCUACUGGUUUUACGUUGACGACAGCUGUCACCAGCAGUGUACCAGAAAAUGAAACAGAAGAGCAGAAACAGGGGGAAAAAGAACAAAAUUCCCAAGCAGAAACAAGUGGAAAGGAGCAGACCCCUAAAGAUGAAAAUGUAACGUCUGAGAACACAGAAACACCUUCAAGUACAGCAGGUUCUGAUGCUAAGAAAGAAGAGACAGAGACUACAAAACCAGAUGCAUCAAGUGCUGUUACAGAAGUGGCACAAAUUGCUGAGACAGAAGACAACGUUGUUGGAGGUUCUGGAGCUGAUUCAAAUGCUGAUAUGCCCAGUGCUGGUCCGUCAACCUCUGAUAAUCAGAUAGCAGGGCCCUCUUCAAGAAGUGAUUCAUCAAAAUCUCGGGCUGAUGGUCCAAAAUCUGAAUUUAAAGUUGCGACGCCUCCAAGAAGCAGCAAAAGAAAACGUGAGACAAAGCCCAAUGAGGCAGGUAAAUCUGAUGCAAAAGACACCGGUGAGGAGCGCAAGUCAAAACGUGUUCGUACCAGGACACAACCUUACCAGGCUCCAUUACCAGAACUGCAGUACAUUUCCAAACUAAAGACAUUGAUGAAGUCACCAGAUGACAGACUCAUUGUCUUUUACAAGAAUGAGUUUUUAGCUGUACGAAAUACAGAAGGAGGUUUUUUUGUGUGCCAAACUCUCCAAAACAUUUAUAGAAGCAGUCCUCGUAUUCGUAUACGUUGGUUGUCAGAACAAGAGCCAAAGGAAAAAGACUCCAAUGUGUACAUUCCUGACUUCUAUGAUGCUACAGAUUUUGACUGUAUACUUACUAAUUUGGAUUUGAAGAAAGUGGACAAAAAUAAAUACGAGCUUCCCAAUGGAGAGAGGUCACGUACUGAAAACAUAUUGACACGUGCACUACAAUUUGAGAAGGGAGUGGAGAAGCCUUCUGUGACUGAAGAACAUCCUGAUGGUCUUGAUUUAUCAUUAUAUAAAGAUGAAGCUCAGUUAAAGAAAAAGAGGAAUUCGAAGAAGCGAGUGUCAAAGAAAAGAACUUCUGCUGGGACUGAAGGAGGACCAAGCACAUCAGCUGCUGAUGCUGAGAGUGGUGAACCUCCAGCUAAGACAGCUCGUAAGUCAAAACCCACCAAGAAAACUGGGAAAGCAAAACCUCCUUCAAAGGAAAAACCUAAGGCUAAGGACAAGGAGGGAUCAAAGAAACCAGAGCGUGAUAAUGCACGUGAGAAGCGAAAUAGUGCUAAAAAGAAAACUGAGAAAAGUGAAUCGAGCAACAAAUCUAAAAAGAGCUCAUCUACAGCUACAAAAGUGACUACAGAAAAAAAGAACAUCAAAACUACACCAACUAAAAAAACAGAUUCAGCUGAAACCUCUAUUCCAACAAGGUCUGCAAAAACCAGAAGUGUUAAAGCUGGAGCUGCCCCUUCAAAGACUUCACCCAUUACUAGGACAAAGGAGCGUGAACGCAGGGGGGUUAAUGCUAAGGAGAGAAAGAAACCAGGCAAGAAGGCCUAAGACAGUGAGUGAGUGAUGUAUCGUUAUCAAAUUAACAACUCUUAAGGGUGGAUAUAUGUGGCAGGGAGAAACAUAUCUUUCUGUCUAAGUGUUUUUAUCAGCCCACAACUAUAUGGACCUGUUGAUAGUAACAAGUGAAUAUUUUAUACCUGACAUAAAGUGUUUUAUUGCACCCAACAAAUCUUUUACUUUUUAAUGGAGUCUAUUACUUUUGUUCUAAAUCAGAUAUUAUAAUGAUUUAUGGCUGUUGUAAUGGUUAUUGGCAGAAAGAGAACUGGAUGGACAUGGAACAGGGUACAAGAUGAUUUGGAAGUCUUGUAAAAUGCAAAUUUGAUUGUGGUACUUUGUACCGUUAAGUUGGGAUAGAAUGUGUAUCACAUGAUGUGUUCUGCAUCCCAGAUUAUUGUGAUGUUUCUUAUUGGAUCUGAAAAGUGAAUUGCUGCUGUUGGCAUCUUGUAGAUAAAUAUCUCCAAGGAGAAGGUGGGAUCAUUAAUCAUCUGCACAGUGUUUUAUCUUAUUGCUGUUUCAUGGCAUAUUUGUAGAAAAGAAAAAGAUGAUAUGAAUGGACAGUUGUUGAGAUUUGCUUUAACUCUUCAGUGAAAUUUAUGUUACUAGAGUUUACAUAGAAAUGUCGUUUCUGUAAAACAUUUUUCUAGUGUAGUAGCAGCUGUUUCUAUAUAUUUUUCCCAACUGCUCCAAAAAAUACCUUACCAUUUCCCAAUGACCGCUAAAAUUAAGAAUUUAUUGUGACUGUACUUUCACUGCAUAUAUUUAUUCCACGGUGCAACAACUUGUUGCCACAUGCUAGCUCUGACACAGAGUUGCUCUCUGUUUCCUCAGCCAAUGCUGAGUUUGAAUUGCAUGUUGUUGAAUUUUAAGUGUGUGUGUGUGUGUGUGUGUGUGUGUGUGUGUGUGUGCGCGCGCACGCGCGUGAUUUUUCUGGGAGGGGGGUUGUGUAUUGCGCAUGUGCAUGCGUCCCCCUCCCCUCCCCCCAAUUUGCCCAUACUCCCUCCUUACCCAAAUAUAUAAAUAUAAAUAUAAAUAUAAAUAUAUGUGUGGUUUUGUGUGUGUGUGUGUGUGUGUGUGUGUGUGUGUGUGUGUGUGUGUGUGUGUGUGUGUGUUUUGGACUUUUUAAUUAUAAGCAGCUUAAAAAUUAGUGAAGACAAGAGAGUGACUUGAAACAAAGCAAAAGCAACUUCACUGAUGACGUUGAAAAUAUUUGCAUAUGUGUGUAUACAGAAAUAUAUGUCUGUGUAUGUUUGAGCUCAUGUGUUCUUGCCGUGUGUAGAUCUAUGUGAGGCCCAUUUAAAUGAAAAUAAAGUAUAUAUCAAUUUUAGUGAAGUGUAACAUUGUAAUCAAAACUUGUUUUUAAUAGACCACUUGCUUAGUAGUAAGCAGACUUUGUUGUUUAUUUCUUUCACACUGAAAUUUGUUAAGAACUGAAAGAAAUGUAAAAUGAAAAACAGGAAAGUAUGCCAUUAGCUAGUUAAAUCACCAAGAGUAUUGUCUGUGUUUCUAUGUGGUAGAUUAUAGUUAUUAUUCUAUUAUUACUACAUAAUGAUUUUAUGUUGUGAUUAGUAGUGCACAUUAAUCUGAGUGUAUGAAUGUUAUAAUUGGAAGCUGUAGAGGACGAAUUCCAGAUACAGCAUUUAUGGCAAAAAAAUCUUUGUUCAGUGUUUGCGUGUGUGUUAACUAUUGUGUUACCUGCAAAUUCUGUGGGUAAGAAAGUAGCAUUUCUGCUAAGUAUUUUUGGGGGUAUUUAAGUACAUGCAUGUUUAGUCCAAGCUUCACCAUAAGAAACUGCUUGACAGCAUAAUGGUAUAACUUGUAAUCGUUCUGGCUACUAUUUUAGUCUUUUCAGUUUUUAACAUUUUACAUCUCAGGCUGCCCCAGCAAUUUGCAAUCACGAAUCAGAUUAUCAGCGUGUCUAUAGCAUAAUUUUGGAGAUUUUAGAGUUAUCUCAUGGUUAAUUAUGUAUAUGGAAGCUGUAUGUUUUCAUCAAUAAAUAGUGUAGUUAAUUUUUAAGUUAUUCAUUGUUCAUUUACAUUACACUUCACUUCCUCUUCAUGUCAUUCAUGUACAGCUGUACACUCUUCAGAUUAUGUACAAACAUAAAUCAUGAAAUCUCAGAGUAAAAGUAAAACACAUGUAAACUAUAGUAAAGAUAGAUAAUACGGUAUUAUUUGUAAUUUGUACCAAAUGUUAACUUUUGGAAGUACAUACGUGUGUGUGUGUGUGUGUGUGUGUGUGUGUGUGUCCCCCUUUCAUUCAUGAUUGAAUGUACAGUGUUAGAUCCAGGACAAAACGUAAUGCAAACAGUGAAAACUAUCCAAACUAUAAAUAAAUUUUCUUGUAAAUUUUAUAUUUUGGUAAUCUGGAGGACUACUUGCCUUUCAUUAAUGGCCCCUGUAAUAGAGAGCCAUUCAAAUGAGUCUUUAGACUGUGGACGAGACGACAAUUACAAUGUCGACGUUUACCAACUUCUCAAGCUUUUUCACAUUUUUCUUUCCCCCCCAGUCUUGGUGGACUUGACUAUGGUUUCUAAAAGUUUGAUUCUCCAGCUUCUAUUGCUAUAUGCUUUGCCCUGGCAAAUAUUUUCAACAAUGGUGACCAAUUAUCUGUCUUUAAAGUAGUUUAAUUCAACAUAUUGUCAUAUAUGUAUAUAAUUGUUGUGAUCCAUGUUAUCAGAAGCAGACGUUUGUAAAAAAAAUAAUUGAUUCAUUUAAUGAUAAUGGUGUGUGUUGAGAUCUGUUCAUCUUCACAAAGAGAUAAUUGAUGUAUUAGUUAAAUCUAACAAUUCAUGGGUAUUUAUAUUAGACUUCUGCAACAUAUAGCACAUUGUACUUCAGUAGCUCCACCAGAAAAAAAAAAUAAAUAAAUGGCUAACAGUGACCUGAUGCCUGCAGUCAUUAUGGAUGAUACUGGGCUUCUUUUGUUGUAUUGUGUGUCAUUUGUUGCUUUCUAACUUCAGGUUGGAAAGUGUAACUAUACUUCGAUGUACUUUACUGUCUGUUGUUCUUCCUAUGGUGGUUGUAGUCUGUCAUAUGGGACAGUGGAUUUAUUGGUGUAUGUAGAACAGUGCCAUGGUACACAUUUUACUUUGCUGGGUGUUUGUUUUAAUGAGAUGCGCUUUUGGUGUGCUAACAGUGGCAUACCUUAAUUAACUAAAUGUGUGUAAUUUUAAUGAUAGAGUAAUUCUUCAAUUGCAGACAGAUUUCUUCCCCUUUCCAUCCUGGGGUGGGUGGUCAUGGGUCAAAUGUGGCACAUCCCAAAAUUUGUUUCAUCAUAUAUACAUAAUUAAAGAGAUGCUGUGUGAAUUGGGAGUGAAUAGCUUUCUGCCAGAUAUUCUGUUUUUUUUUUUUUUUUUUUUUUUCCUUUUUUCUUUCCACAUUGACCAUUGGUCUUGAUCUUGAUAGUUGGAGAACUGUGUGUGUGUGUGUGUGUGUGUGUGUGUGUGUGUGUGUGUGUGUGUUUGCUUGCUUGCACAUUAUAUGUAGUAAUUGUACAGUAGAUGGACUGUUAGUUGAUAUGUGACACUUGCAGCCAUAUUGUUCUUAUUUUUAAUUUGUAAAGUCCACAAAUGUGGAAACCCAUGAGGAUCAACAGUGCAACUUUUUAUUGUAUUGUAUUGUAUUGUAUUGUCUUGUCUUUGGGAACACAAUCUCAUUGUACGAAUGCUACAAAGUUCAGUAAACUUGAGCAGCACAAACUGCAAAUGAAGUUAGACUAAUGCCUAUUUAUUUGGUUUAAAAAGAACGCACCAAACCAAUUAGAUGGAAGAGACUUAAAGGUUUGAGCAGUUACUUGGGGCUCAGCAAACAUUCUGCUUUGAAGGAAAUGGUGAGCUGAUCUGAAGCAAAUCGGUUCAGCUGAAUUUUUCAUCUCUAGCACUAUAACUGAUUAAUGGGCAUAUUUGAAGCAUGAUAUCAAUGUCUUGGUGACAUGUAUGAUGUGUAGUGAAAAUCAUGUCUGCUGGAUAUGUUGAAUGGGGCUCGUAAAAGUGGGAAAAGGUAAAGAUGGUGUUCCCUGUUAAAUAAAACUAAAAGGGGAAAAAAUCUUAAAGCUUCACUUAAAACUCCUUGCCUGCAUAUGUUUUUCUUUUGGAUAUUAUUGUCACCAUCUGGAUCUCUGCAGGUGAUAGUGAGCUUUCAUAAACUGUUGUGGUCCUGUACAGUGAACAUUAGAUGUUUCAUAUAACAUAGUGCCCCUGCUUGUUGUAUUGAGCUCAUCAAGACACAUGACAGUGUGUGGAAUUAAUUUUUAAAUUUAAAGCAUUUGUAGAAUUUUCUGCAUAGGAAAGUUGUAUCUUAUCGGUUGACAUUGUGCAUGUGUUUAGUUCACAGUGUAUGUUAUUGAUUUUUAAGAAUUUGUGACUGAAAUAAGCCAACAGCUUUUUCUUCUAUGGUAGUGUAUAACAGCCUUUGUGUGCAAAAUAAAAAAUUAUAUAUAUAUAUAAAUAUAUAUAAAUAUAUAAAUAUGAAUAUAUGUAUGUUAGCAUUGUAGACAGCUGAAAUCGUGUCAUGCUGUUUCGUCGUAUAUUGCUAAUUAUAAUGGCUUCAGUACCAUGUGUAAUUUGAAAAGCUGGAAUCUGUGGAGGAAUAAUAAAAAAAAUUGUGUCUGAAACAUGCAAAUGAGAUGAAUAAAAGUGAAGCACCAAAUAAAUUUCUUCUUCUGCAUCUGAUGUAUGUACAAAUUGUACUGAGGUUUUGCGGAACAGUAUUUGAUCAAUGGCCUUGUCAUGGCGGCUUGCCAUACGAGCUUGAAAGUUACCAGAUUCACGGUGUAGUUUGCAUUUCAAAAAUUAGAUACUUUCUAUUUUUAUAUUCUUACUUCAUCAUAUUAUCUCCUGUCUGUUGCUUCUAGGCACUGGUUUUUUACUGCUGCUCAUGUACCGAGAGUGGUUCUGAGAUAUUAGGUCAAAUUUAUCCUGUGUGAGCAAUGAACACCAUGAUAUUUACUGUCAAGAUAAGAUAUACUGUUCAUAUAUUAUUUGUUUCAGUUGUGGGGCUGGAUUUAUGGAAAUAAUUUCCAUAUUUUUUUGUUUAGACGUUUGUGGAACCAGAUGAAAUGUACACAGAUAUUAAUCUUCAUUGAUAUAACCAAUAUAAUAAUGAGUGCCAGUAGUUAAAUGUGAAAUUAACUUUCUGUAUUUCCUAAAAACAGUAUUUUACUUGUCAGUGGUGGGUGUGGGAGUGGAAAAUUUUUGUUCAUAUUUGAAUUUUUCAUACAGUAUGUGAAGAAGAUAGUUUGUGCCAAGCAAAUAAAAUGUCGUUCCUAGUUGAAAUGAGUGUCAUAACUUAAAUAAUUGUAUUCAGUUGGUAACUGCAGUGGGUAAGACCUUCGGAAUAAUUGAUAUCUAGGAGUGAAAGCAGAUAGAAGAACUGCACAUGGUUUGUAAAAAUGCUACUAGAGAUCAUCAUGAAGUUAUGAAAGUAGAAACUGGAAAAUGAUGUAUCAUGUAUGUGAAGCAUGGGAUUAAUUGAUCAAAUAUUUUAGGGAAAUGCCACAUAUGAGCAAAUGUUAACUUGACCCUUCAACUGUAUUUGCACUACUCACUGACAGGAAAUUCCGAAUGCACAGUCAUACUUUUUUAUUUCAUCUGUAAAUGUGUGCUUAUAUCCAUGAGUUGCUUCAUUUUUAUUCAUCGAGGCUUAGCUCUGUCCAUAAUGUUUUGUUCAUUGCAAGGAAGAAUCUCAGAAUAUGGUCUAGUGCCAAGAUUUGCUAGCACCUUGAUGGUGAUGAUCUUGUAGCUUCAUUUUGGUGCAAUCGGAAAAUGUUAAAUGUUUAUAUGUAUAGUUCUUAAAUAUUGAACUUCCUCCUCUGCUUUCUUUUGUUUUCAUUGUACAGGUUGUUGGCGUGUAUUUAAAAUUUAAAUUGGCUGGAUGAACCAGAUAUAGAAAUUUUUAGUGAAUAGUAUUUCUGACUGAAAAUACAGAGAAUGCAAAAUUAUUUUGGAUAUAAAAUGUAAAUUGCAUGUAUGGAGACUUAUUGGCUUUAUUACUGAAUACAACUUAAUUUUUUUCUUUUUCUUGGACGCUGCCAAGGCAGAAAUUGUUGUUUAGUAUGUCCAUUAUUAUGGUUGGAAAACACGAUACCAAAGCAAAAAUGUCUGUUUAUCUUCAGCGUUAAAACUUGUGGCUUUGUUGUGUCAUUAGGUUUCAUGUAUAAGAUGUUACCAACUUGGUGUAAAGUAUCUGCAGUUAGUGGAAAAACAUUUCAUUGCAUUUUCAUGUUAGGAUAUUGAAUCCUCUCAUUAUAAAAUGGCAUCUGUCAGACUUUCAUUUUUUCCAUUUGGUGUCAGUUUAUGUGAAAUAUAUGUGUGAAACAUAUUAGCUGAGUGUAAGCAUGCAAGGUAAAAAUUCCAAUAUUUAAGCAAAAUGAUACAUGUAUGACUUUUGGAACAAAUUACCUUUUUUUUCAAUAAAAUUAUAAAUGGAAUUGA